AUGAAGGACGAAGAGGAGACUCUAAGCUACAUAGACUCUGGGAUAAACGGUAUAGAGGAGGAGGUCAGCAGUCUUAUGGACGAGUCGAUAACGAGCAACCCUUCUCAAGAAAGAGAGAUGAGAGGUAUGAUAGGAGACUUUGAGUACAUAGAGAACAAAUGGAUAGGAAACUACAGGUUUGUGAGGCAGUUGGGUACUGGGAGCAGCAGUAAGGUUGUACUUGGAUGCGAUGUGCAUAGCGGAGAAAAAGUGGCAAUAAAAAUAAUUCCUAGAAGAACGAACGGCGAGGAAACGAGCGGAGUGGAGAUGAGGUGUGACCAAAGGAUCUUCAGGGAAGUGAUUAUAUCAUCUGUGGUGAACCAUCCACACAUUGUGCGGCUGAAGAACUUUCUGUACAGCCCUACACACUACUUCUUGAUAUUCGAAUAUGUGAAGGGAAAACAGUUGUACGACAUCAUCAUCAGCAACGGGCCAUUAAAAGAGAAGGAGGGGCAACGAUACUUCAGACAGUUGCUUUCUGCGAUUGACUACAUUCACAAGAACUCGAUUGUGCAUAGAGACUUGAAGAUAGAAAACAUAUUGAUUGACGAGAACGACAAUGUUAAGCUGAUCGACUUUGGACUGUCCAACUUUUAUGAUAACAAGACUUUAUUGAACACGUUCUGUGGAAGCCUUUACUUUGCGGCGCCCGAGCUGCUUCAGGGCCAGAGAUACUGCGGGCCUGAGAUAGAUGUAUGGAGCCUUGGGGUUGUUUUGUAUGCGAUUCUGUGCGGGUGUGUUCCGUUUGAUGAUGAGAAUGUCCAAGGACUUCAAGCAAAGAUAAAGGAUGCAGAAUUCAAGUUCUGCAGGACCAUUUCAAAGGAGGCGCAGGAGCUGAUCAAGGGAAUGAUUGUUGCACAGCCAUCGUUGAGGAUGGGGCUUGACCAGGUGAUUGGAAGCGAGUGGGUCAACAGUGGGCAGAAGAGCAGGAUUAACAGCUACACAUCAAAGAGAUAUCCAAUAAUGAAGAUUAACGAGAAAUACAUAAAGUCGAUAUCAAGGGCAAUCCGAUUCCAGUUUCCAAACAUGGAGAGAGAGAUAAGAAGGUUCCAUAGGAUAUGCAAGGAGGAGAUAGGCACUCUGGAGCAGAUUUAUUGGUCCAGAAGGCCUGUUGUGUCACUUUACUAUCUUGUUUGCGAGAACCUUGGAGAUGAAGGGGAGAAUGAGGUUUAUGACGAAGAGGAUGAGGAGUUAUCUCACGAACUCCCUGAGGCGAUCUACGACUUUGUGAGGUUUAUAUUUUCGAAGGAGAAGGUCCAGGUGCCGAGGCAUGUUAAGAAGGAAGUCUUUCUGACCUCUACAAGCCAGGACUCUCUUUGCAGCCUGAAGGGAAAGGAUGGGGGGCUUCCCCGAGUCAGGCAGACAUACCUGAAAGGGUUUUUCAAGGGGAUAAGGGUAAAGCAUAUUGGGAGCCAUAAUGCACUUAAAAAGAUACUCCUCGACAUAUUCAACUCAAAUAAUAUUAUCUACGAGAUCACGGAGAAGAGCUACUUCUGUUCUGCAUACUACGAGGACCUGGAGUGCCUCUUCAAGGUGUCUAUGUAUUUCAAUGUUCUUCUCAAUGAAUAUUACUUGACGGUGACGCCUCUGAACAGCGAGAGGAAGCUCUUCAGGAAUGUGUAUGAAUGGAUUUCUUGUGGUUUAAAGAACAGAGCAUGA
This is a messenger RNA of Encephalitozoon hellem ATCC 50504, 1698 nucleotides long. Its product is annotated as serine/threonine protein kinase. Gene Ontology annotation, cellular component: cytoplasm. The coding region runs from base 1 to 1698 and encodes 565 amino acids. The record is from RefSeq and is a predicted model, not a curated record. Gene Ontology annotation, molecular function: protein serine/threonine kinase activity; ATP binding; tau-protein kinase activity. Gene Ontology annotation, biological process: protein phosphorylation; microtubule cytoskeleton organization; intracellular signal transduction. NCBI's taxonomy places the organism in Eukaryota, Fungi, Microsporidia, Unikaryonidae. The transcript has a single exon.